AUGAACCCCCAUGCAACCCCAGUCCUAGUCCUCAGUCUCGCAUUAGGCACAACAAUCACAAUCUCUAGCAACCACUGAGUCCUAGCCUGAACCGGACUAGAAAUUAACACACUAGCCAUCAUCCCCCUAAUCUCCAAAUCCCACCACCCGCGAGCAGUAGAAGCCGCGACAAAAUACUUCUUGACACAGGCAGCUGCCUCCGCCCUAGUACUAUUCUCCAGCAUAACCAACGCCUGAGCCACCGGCCAGUGAGACAUCACACAACUUAACCACCCAACCUCAUGUCUACUGCUCACAGCAGCAAUCGCAAUUAAAUUAGGCCUGGUCCCAUUUCACUUCUGAUUCCCAGAAGUCCUACAAGGAUCCCCCCUAAUAACGGCCCUCCUACUCUCAACCCUCAUAAAAUUCCCCCCACUGACCCUCCUCCUAAUGACAUCUAAAUCUCUCAACCCAGCCCUACUUACCGCAAUAGCCCUGGCCUCAGCAGCAUUGGGAGGCUGAAUAGGACUAAAUCAAACACAAACACGCAAAAUCCUAGCCUUCUCAUCCAUCUCCCACCUAGGCUGAAUCGCCAUCAUCCUAGUCUACAGCCCCAAGCUAGCACUACUCACCUUCUAUCUCUACACAAUCAUGACAUCAGCUGUAUUCAUGGCCCUAAACAAGAUUAAAGCUCUCAACCUGUCCAUAAUCCUAACCUCAUGGACAAAGACCCCGGUACUAAACGCCACCCUAAUGCUAGUGCUGCUGUCCCUGGCAGGCCUCCCCCCACUGACAGGGUUUAUACCAAAGUGACUCAUCAUCCAAGAGCUAACUAAGCAAGAGAUAACACCCGCAGCCAUAGCAAUCGCCAUGCUAUCCCUACUUAGCCUAUUCUUCUACCUACGCCUCGCAUACCACUCAACAAUCACCCUCCCACCAAACUCGUCCAACCACAUAAAACAGUGGUACACUAGCAAACCCCCAAGCACGCCCACCGCAAUCCUAGCCUCACUAUCAAUCCUCCUACUCCCCCUCUCCCCCAUAGUCCACGCUAUUGUCU
This is a messenger RNA of Anas platyrhynchos (mallard), 1039 nucleotides long. The record is from the annotation of a RefSeq genome assembly. NCBI's taxonomy places the organism in Eukaryota, Metazoa, Chordata, Aves, Anseriformes, Anatidae.